AUUGGCUCCGAGGACUCAGGACCUGUUAGCAGGGCCUGGCGACGGGCGAAUUCUUCAGUCCCCCGGGUAAACUCCCGAGCUGAGAAAUUGGUUCCGAACCCAACGGAACCCAGCGCUGGGCGACGCCGGGUCACGUGACUGGCGGCCUCAUGACGUGCGGGCUGCGAGGCGUCACCGUGACGUUUGGGCGACCUGCCGGGUGGCCCCGCUACCUCCACCACCUGUGCGGUGGCGGUGUCGUCAUGGACCUGGGCCCGAUGCGGAAGAGCUACCGCGGGGACCGAGAGGCGUUUGAGGAGACUCAGCUGACCUCCCUGGACCCCAUGAAGCAGUUUGCUACCUGGUUUGAGGAGGCUGUUCAGUGUCCUGACAUAGGGGAAGCCAAUGCCAUGUGUCUGGCUACCUGCACCAGAGAUGGAAAACCUUCUGCCCGCAUGGUACUGCUGAAGGGCUUUGGCAAGGAUGGCUUCCGCUUCUUCACUAACUUCGAGAGUCGGAAGGGAAGAGAGCUGACUUCCUACCUCCUUUCUGCACGGUGGAGGUGUUCUCCCUGCUGUUUUGAUGGCCGACGGCGAAUCCUCUUUUAUUUCCAGGACUCCAAUCCCUUUGCCUCCCUUGUCUUCUACUGGGAGCCCCUCAACCGCCAGGUCCGUGUGGAGGGCUCUGUGAAGAAGCUGCCUGAAGAGGAGGCUGAGUGUUACUUCCACUCCCGCCCCAAGAGCAGCCAAAUUGGGGCUGUGGUCAGCCACCAGAGUUCUGUAAUCCCCAAUCGGGAGUAUCUGAGAAAGAAGAAUGAGGAAUUGGAACAGCUCUACCAAGAACAAGAGGUGCCAAAGCCAAAGUACUGGGGUGGCUACAUCCUGUACCCACAAGUGAUGGAGUUCUGGCAAGGCCAAACCAACCGUCUGCAUGACCGGAUCAUCUUUCGGAGGGGCCUGCCAACAGGAGACUCCCCUUUGGGGCCCAUGACCCACCGUGGGGAGGAAGACUGGCUGUAUGAGAGACUUGCACCCUGACUAACCUGCUGGCGCCAACUGGAUCUGGGGCCAGGUGCUAAGAGAGGGUAUGGGAUUGGGAGCUGGGCCCUUCUAAACUCAACCUAUUUCCCUCCUCACCCCUUACAUUUAAGGCUCUUCAGAGUUCAAACUCCAAAUUCUGUAUUUUCACUUGAUUCUCAGUUAGGUAGUCUUGUGAAGCAUAAGCAGUGGCAUAGAGAAUCACAAACGGAAAAAAAAAACAAACCCAUAAUUAUUUUCUUGACCUUGAAUAUGAUUUAUUGGACUAGCUCCCUCUAGAGGUAAUAGCUGGUGUGAUUCCCUCUUCUGGUGACACUAGGUGGGCCCGGGGCUGCUCUGUUACCACCCUGUCACUGAGUCAUACUACCCAAAGCUGACUGGUUCCAACAUAAGCACCUGAGCCAAUCUAGUCAAUCUGUUUUUUCUUGUCAACAAUUUGAAAUUUGAAAUGGAGAGACCCAGAGUAUGAGAGGCACUGUAGCCAAGUCAUUAAUGGCAGCCAAGAAGCAACAGCCUCCAGCUGCUGCUCUUGUAAUUCCCUUAGUGACCUUGGAUCCUUCUUUCCCAUGUCUGGGCUGUGUAUAACACCUCCUCCUGCCUCAAAACACCCAUUAUCCCUGUUAAAAAAAAAAAAAAAAAAAGUUUUUGGCUUAAACUAGCCAGGAUCAAUUUUCUGUUGCUUGCAACUAAAGGAAACGUAUUUACUAAUAGGAUAUUUUUAUAGCAUUAUACCUUACUGAUAACUGCCUCCUAUUAUCUGAAGCACAACAAUGUGGAAAAGAGAUUAAAUUUAUUCUCUG
Messenger RNA from Canis lupus familiaris (dog), 1816 nucleotides. It is a transcript of the gene PNPO, whose product is annotated as pyridoxamine 5'-phosphate oxidase. Bases 150 to 1016 code for a protein of 288 amino acids. The record is from RefSeq and is a predicted model, not a curated record. The transcript is spliced from 7 exons. Gene Ontology annotation, molecular function: pyridoxamine phosphate oxidase activity; FMN binding. Lineage: Eukaryota; Metazoa; Chordata; Mammalia; Carnivora; Canidae. Gene Ontology annotation, biological process: pyridoxal 5'-phosphate biosynthetic process; pyridoxine biosynthetic process.